Molecule: messenger RNA, 1182 nt
Organism: Zophobas morio
Lineage: Eukaryota; Metazoa; Arthropoda; Insecta; Coleoptera; Tenebrionidae
Product: odorant receptor Or1-like
Exons: 6
Coding region: 1-1182 (393 amino acids)
Biological process (GO): detection of chemical stimulus involved in sensory perception of smell; sensory perception of smell
Cellular component (GO): plasma membrane
Molecular function (GO): odorant binding; olfactory receptor activity
Source: RefSeq, a predicted model, not a curated record
AUGCCCUCAAUCAUACAACAAAGUUUCCGUUUCAAUUUAAAAGCAAUGCGCUUCUUUUUUCUCUACCCUCCAGAUAAAUAUAAACCUCUAUAUCGCAUACAUACGUACAUCAUGUACUUUCUACUCGUAGUACCUAUUCCUGUUCUGGAGUGCGUCUAUUUAUUUCUCCAAGAAGACCUUCGUUUCACCCAAAUCGCCGACAGCGUUUUUCUCUUGGCAGAAUUAGUGUGUUUCGUGCUAAAAUUGUAUCCUUUUUUGAACAACAGCGAGCGCAUUAAAAGAUGCAUACAUUACUUCGAUUCUGCGAUUUUCGAAGUUGUAAGGAGCGAACAUGAGGAGAUUCUUAAAGAGUGUGUUAAAAUGUGUCGACGAACAUCAGCGCUUUUUUUAGCUGCAGUUACCGGAGGAUUUAUUAGUUGGUCCAGUCGACCCAUUUCUUGGAAAAAUCACGUCUUGCCGACGGAUUUGUGGCUGCCUUUUGAUGUUAAGAAUGCCCCAAAGUCCUACAUUACUUAUACUUAUAUAUGUAUUGUCAUAGCAGGGGGAUAUGGUGCAUAUACAAGUGCAGUUUUAGAUCCGUUAAUAGCAGGACUUGCAUAUCAAGCUACCUGUCAAAUAAAAAUUCUGAAGAACAAUUUACAGUUUCUUAGUGAACAUGUUAAGGACGAAGUUGGGAGAAGUGCGAAUUUUGAUCAAGCAAGCGGGAACACGUUAAUGUAUGACAAAAUUAGAAAAUGUGUUAUCCAUCACAAUCUCAUUCUAGAAUUUGUUAAAGAAUACGAAUACUGUUUUUCGCAAAUUGCUUUUAACCAGUUUGUAGCAGGCGUCGUUGUACUGUGUGUUUCUUGUUUGGAGUUAACGUUGGUUGAGCUUCUAAGUUUCGAUUUCUUAGCUAUGGUAAUGUAUCUUAUCGCUAUGCUAAGUGAGAGUUAUUUGUAUUGCUAUUUUGGAACCGUAUUGUAUGACGAGAGCAACACAAUUGCGGAUGCCAUUUAUUUGGGUAAAUGGUACGAAUAUGACGUAAGAUGUCGUAAAGCGUUGAUCCUUCUGAUGGAACGUGCUAAAAAACCCAUGGUUGUUACAUGUGGAAAAAUUGUUGACAUGUCUUUGGAUACGUUCGCAAUGAUAUUGAGAAGAUCUUUGUUGGCAGUUCUGGAAAAUUAUAAUAUAGAUCUAAAGUGA